AUGCGUCCUUCGUCAAUACUGUCCGGUCUUUCAUGUGCCGCCUUUGCAAUACUGCCAUGUGCCGCCAUCACUGUUGAUCUGACGAGCGAGGACUCGAUCAAAACGGCCGCCUCUACUAUUGCCUUUGGCAUGAUGAAAUUCUACAACGGAAACGUGACUGGUGGCAUUCCUGGAUUACUUCCAGGUCCAUACUACUGGUGGGAAGCAGGCGCCAUGUUUGGCUCUCUGAUCGACUACUGGUACUACACCGGCGAUACCAGUUAUAACGAUGUCAUCACCCAAGCCAUGCUCUUCCAAGUCGGCGACAAAGACAACUACAUGCCCAGCAACCAGAGCAAGUCGCUUGGUAAUGACGAUCAAGCUUUUUGGGGCAUGGCUGCCAUGUCUGCCGCCGAGCUCAAGUUCCCAAACCCUCCUGCCGACCAGCCUCAGUGGCUCGCUCUAGCUCAGGCUGUCUUCAACAGUCAAGCUCUCCGAUGGGACACCACGACAUGCGGUGGAGGCUUGAGAUGGCAGAUUUUCACCUUCAAUAACGGCUUCGACUACAAGAACACUAUCUCCAACGGCGCUUUCUUCAAUAUGGCUGCACGCCUUGCUGCUUAUACUGGCAAUCAGACUUAUGCUGAGUGGGCCGAGAGAGCUUUCGACUGGACUCACGCCAUCGGCCUGAUGAGUGAUGACUACUAUUUCUAUGACGGUAGCGAUGACAAGAUCAACUGCACUCAGAUCAACCAUAUCCAGUGGUCCUACAAUGCUGGUGUCUUCCUUCUCGGAUCUGCCACCAUGUGGAACCUCACCCAGAGCGAUCUCUGGAGAGAGCGCACCCUUGGCAUUUGGAACGCAACCCAUGUCUUCUUCACCAACCAAGGUGGUCAGGGAGAUGGACUUAUCAUGUUCGAGGUGGCCUGUGAACCGAACAACAACUGCAAUGUCGAUCAACUCAGUUUCAAAGCCUACUUGUCACGCUGGAUGGCCGCUUCCACCAAGGUCGCGCCAUGGCUGUACGACGACAUCAAGCCUUAUCUCGCAGCAUCCGCCCAAGCUGCAGCUCUGUCUUGUAGUGGUGGAGAAGACGGCACAACAUGCGGAACCAGAUGGUGGAACAACGGGGUCUGGGAUGGAGCUACGGGUGUUGGUCAACAAAUGUCCGCUCUCGAGGUCAUCCAAUCCAACCUCAUUGACAGAGUUCAAGGGCCUGUGUCCAACUCGACCGGCGGAACCUCACAAGGCAAUCCUAAUGCUGGAACCGGAGGCGACUCGAAUCCCAUUGCCACACCCGAUCCCAUUCAAACCAGUGAUAGGGCUGGUGCUGGCAUUAUCACAGCGCUGAUUCUAGUGGCUCUCAUCGGAGGAGCAUGGUAA
Molecule: messenger RNA, 1362 nt
Organism: Aureobasidium melanogenum CBS 110374
Lineage: Eukaryota; Fungi; Ascomycota; Dothideomycetes; Dothideales; Saccotheciaceae
Product: mannan endo-1,6-alpha-mannosidase
Exons: 6
Coding region: 1-1362 (453 amino acids)
Biological process (GO): fungal-type cell wall biogenesis; carbohydrate catabolic process
Molecular function (GO): mannan endo-1,6-alpha-mannosidase activity
Source: RefSeq, a predicted model, not a curated record